Acomys russatus (golden spiny mouse) is the source of this 1757-nucleotide messenger RNA. It is a transcript of the gene Tmem143, whose product is annotated as transmembrane protein 143. The coding region runs from base 142 to 1518 and encodes 458 amino acids. Gene Ontology annotation, cellular component: mitochondrion. NCBI's taxonomy places the organism in Eukaryota, Metazoa, Chordata, Mammalia, Rodentia, Muridae. The record is from RefSeq and is a predicted model, not a curated record. The transcript has 8 exons.
CGAAGCAUGCGCAGUCAAUCGAGAUAGAAGCCUUUUUAAAAAAUGGUUUCAAAGGCACAGAGUUUGCGCGUGCGCGUUACGGCUUACUGAAGCCAAUCCUCUGGGCCGGAGACCUCGUCCUGCACAUGCGCAGAAUGCUCAAUGACAGGCGCGCGUUGGCUAAGGCUCUGGGAAAAGGGGCUGGUCAUGUUGCACGUAACCUGGGGGUCCAAGGUCCGAGUAUGGUCCCUGGUGCCCGCUCUCCUUGGGACUUCCCGGGCUCUGUCAUCCCUGGCGAACAGGAUGGGGGUGUACCGCAAGAUGUGGAACCCCAAGGAACCCCGAGACUGGGCCCAGCAGUACCGCGAGCGCUUCAUUCCAUUCUCCAAGGAGCAGCUGCUCCGCCUCCUGAUACAGGAGUUCCACUCCAGCCCAGCAGAGAGAGCGGCUUUGGAGGCCUUCUCAGCCCACGCGGACUUCUGUACCAUGUUUCACUACCAUCGUCUCCUGGCCAGGCUGCAGGCCUUGUAUGACCCCAUCAACCCUGACAGGGAGACGCUGGACCAGCCGUCCCUUACUGACCCCCAGCGCCUGUCCAGUGAGAAGGACGUGCUCCAGGCUCUGCAGCCCCUGCUGGCCCAGGCCAACUUCUCUGCGCUCUCUGAAGAUACCCUGGCCUAUGCACUUGUUGUCCAUCACCCUCAGGAUGAGGUCCAGGUGACAAUAAAUUUGGAUCAGUAUAUCUACAUGCAGUUCUGGGCUCUGGGCCAGAGAAUUGGGCCGAUGCCCCACAUGUCCAGUGUGGGCUCCAAGCGUGGCUUCUUCAGAAAGUUGCCCCCUGUGGAGAGGAGAUAUUUCAAGCGCGUGGUGUUGGCAGCCAGGACAAAACGGGGGCACCUGGUUCUGAAGAGCUUCAAGGAUACCCCACUGGAGGGCUUAGAGCAGCUGCUGCCGGAGCUGAAAGUGCGCACGCCCUUGCUGCAGCGUGCCAUGCUCAACCUGAUGCUGGUGUUCUCGGGAGUUGUGUUCUUCGUCAAUGUGGGCAUGGUGGUACUGUCUGACCUCAAGGUGGCCACCUCCCUGCUGCUACUGCUCUUUGCUGCCUUCAUGGGCCUGAGGGCCUCCAAGGUGUUCGGGCAGCGCCGCAGUGCCCAGGCGCUGGAGCUGGCACACAUGCUGUACUAUCGAAGCACAUCCAAUAACUCCGAACUGCUCAGUGCCCUGGCACUCCGCGCACAGGAGGAGCAUAUCAAGGAAGCCCUACUGGCUCACAGCUUCCUAGCCCGCCGGCCAGGGGGCCCCCAAGACCCACCUGAAGAGGCCUCCAGGUGGCUGCAGUCUGAAGUGGAAAGCUGGCUUCUGGCCCAGUCAGGCUGUGAUGUGACCUUCAAUGGACCUCGGGCCCUGGCCCAUCUGCAAGCCCUGACCCCCAGUUUCGGGUUGUUCCCACCACCCGAUUUGCCACAACUGGACCCACUGGUCCUAGGCACUGCAGAGGCCCCGCAGGCUGUGUUGGGCAGUAGCUACCCCUCCUCUUGACCACUCACUACCAGGCCCCGUACUGGCAGGGUGUCAACCUCCUCCUCCACCACGGCAAGCUGUCAAUCGCGGCAACUGCAUCGCCUUCCAGGACUCUGGGUUGUUGACAGGCCAUGAUUUCUGCUAGGCCAUUAGUUUUGCAAUGCUAUAGACUUCAGAGUAGCCAAUCAGGGCUGCUGGCAGUUGCUAGGCACCUAACUGAGGCUAGCCAAUCAAAGCCGUGUAUUUCAGCUUGUUAU